AAAAAACUUUCCAUUGUUUGGCCUCAUUUAUUUAACUAAGCAGAAUAAACAGAAAAAGAAAAAGAAGGUUUUAUAUACAGGAGCACCUCGUGUGUGUAUGUGUGUGUGUGUGUGUGUACACACACACGAACGCGCACACACUUCAAUAAAGUGUGACUAUAUUUCAUUUUAAUUGUCCAUGCAUAGCUUGCUUCUGUAGGCAGCUGUUCAUACACCACAUCAGGUCUUCACUUCACUGAGUAAUCGGGACCCUAAAUGUACCUUCCCAGUGCUGAAGAACAAGUCUCUUAGCAAUAAGACAGGCACAAACAACUUUGGGUAAAACUUUCUCUGAGUCUGUGUGCAGAGUAGCCCAGGAGAAUUUGCUCCUGAAGAGGGGAUGGUUUCCAUUUGAAACGUAUGGAAUACUAAUAUUCUCACUCCUGUCUUCAAGUUGACUGGAUUCAUUGUAGGGAUCUGAAGUUCCCCUGCUGGCUGUGGGCAGCAAGAUGGGAUCCUUGGCCCCGUCUCCCCUCUCUUGGAGGCAGGGAUGCCACUGGUCAGCCCACACUCUGCCCUUCUGGGGCUGGCCAGGCGCAACGGCACAAAGCCAGGGGACAAGCCUGCACCCAUGGCCAGUGGCCACAGCAAGGAGUGCUCCUUGUGGGCCAGGAGUAGCCCUUUCAGGUCUGUUGGGAGAUAGAAAGAGGAGGUCUAAACCUGCAGGGGAUGCUGCCCGCCCAUAAAACCGGCUCAUGCCCUCAGUCACGUGGGCUGCAGGUUGGCGAUCUGAAACAGCUUGUGCUUCUCCUUCCCAGGAAGGCGAUUGAGGGGCUGCUUGCCCUCAGUGAAGAUGGCUGCUCCCCCAUCUCCAUCCAGCAGAUGGCCUACGUGGCUGGCCUGGGGUUCGGACUCAUGAGUGGCGCCUUUGCCAUGAUCAACUUGCUGGCAGAUGCUCUGGGGCCUGGCAUUGUGGGCAUCCAUGGAGACUCCCAGCUCUAUUUCCUGACUUCAGCCUUCAUGACUCUUGUGCUGAUCCUGCUGCACACCUUUUGGGGCAUCAUCUUCUUCCAUGGCUGUGAGACACAGCGCUGGGGGGAAGUGGCGGCUGUGGUACUCUGCCAUCUCAUUGUCUCUGCCCUUACCUUCUGGAACCCCCUCUAUCUGGGCAGCCUCUUGCCAGCAUACCUCCUCAUGGUGGCUAUGGCGGUGUGGGCCUACCUCCUCUCCGGAGGCUCAAAACAGAACUUGCAGCACUUCCUCCUAUGCCUGCGGACCGCGCCCCAGGCAGGAUCCUGAGCCUUCAGCCACCCUGCAAGGAAACUGGGCCCUAGACUCUGCGUCUGGUACCACUCUGGAGGACACGUGAUGAUUGUGCCUUUGGAACAUUUGGGGCCAAAGAUGGGAGCAGGACUGUGGAACGGCUGCCCCCCAACCAAUCCCAGGAAAUACUGCUGUGAAGCGGCCCCUGGUUUGCACGGUGCCCCCUUCCUGAACCCUGCUAUAUCCCCCCUUUGGCUCCUGGUGCUUGUUGGGGUGGGAGGGGAAGGGCUGUUGGCCAAGAGCCAGGCGGAAGCAGCCAAGCGCCUCUGUGGGGUGCAGAGAAAGGGCCGUUGACCUGGGGCUGUGGAGAGACAGGCGGGGCUGGCCUGCGGUGCUUGGAAGCUGGGGGCAGAACUGAGCUACUGUUUCCCUUCUUAAGUAGUACCAAUAAAGAGACUGGAGAAAA
This is a messenger RNA of Python bivittatus (Burmese python), 1708 nucleotides long. NCBI's taxonomy places the organism in Eukaryota, Metazoa, Chordata, Lepidosauria, Squamata, Pythonidae. The record is from RefSeq and is a predicted model, not a curated record.